This is a messenger RNA of Drepanopeziza brunnea f. sp. 'multigermtubi' MB_m1, 780 nucleotides long. RefSeq lists its product as uncharacterized. The record is from RefSeq and is a predicted model, not a curated record. Lineage: Eukaryota; Fungi; Ascomycota; Leotiomycetes; Helotiales; Drepanopezizaceae. Gene Ontology annotation, cellular component: nucleus; cytosol.
AUGCCCACCCUACCUCUCCGCAUAGCCAUCCUCGAAUGCGAUACCCCCCUCCCAUCCGUGGUAUCUAAAUACGGCGCCUACGACCGCCUCUUCACCCAACUCCUCAAAGCCGGCGCCGACUCCCUCUCCUCCUCCUCCUCCUCUCCCUCCUACCCUGGGCUCUCGGCUGCCUCCGGAUUGGAAAUCACAGCCUUUGACGUCGUCACCGCACAGUCCUACCCUCGCCUAGAAGACGUGGACGCUCUGCUGAUCACGGGAUCGAAAUACAAUUCCUUCGACAACGACCCGUGGAUCCUGAAGCUGGUAGAGUACACGAAACAGGUGCUGGAGCAGAGGAGAGUGAGGAUCUUGGGCGUGUGUUUUGGGCAUCAGAUCUUGGCGCGGGCAAUGGGGGUCGAGGUCGGCAGGAGUGAGGGCGGGUGGGAGGUGAGUGUGGUGACUAUGGACUUGACGAGCAGGGGCCAGGAGAUCUUUGGGAAGAAGAGUCUGGCUAUACAUCAAAUGCAUAGAGACGCCAUUUUCUCCUAUCCGGAAGGGGUAGAGGGCUUGGCUUCUACCAGCGCUUGUUCUACGCACGCCAUGUAUGCGAAGGGGAGGUUUAUUUCGGUGCAGGGCCAUCCCGAGUUUACUCGGGAAAUCAUGACGGAAGUGUUAGAAGCUCGGCAUGCUCAGGGGGUCUUCAGCGACGAGAUAUACAAGUCAGGGUCGGAACGAGUAGACAGGCACCAAGACGGUGUUGUGGUAGCACAGGCGUUCCUUAAGUUUUUACUAGAGGAUUAG